AUGGGCUUCUUGAAGAUUCUCCGUAAGCAACGUGCUCGGGAACGCGAGAUGAGAAUAUUAAUUCUUGGAUUAGACAACGCUGGAAAGACUACUUUAAUGAAAAAAUUCCUCGACGAGCCGACUGAUACAAUUGAACCAACAUUAGGAUUUGAUAUCAAAACCGUGCAUUUCAAAGAUUUUCAACUAAACUUAUGGGAUGUUGGCGGACAGAAAAGUCUAAGAUCUUAUUGGAAGAAUUAUUUCGAAUCCACAGAUGCUUUAAUUUGGGUGGUAGAUUCGUCAGAUAGAGAGCGUCUUCUACAAUGCUCCGAAGAACUCAAAAAAUUGCUCGGAGAAGAACGAUUAGCCGGUGCUUCUCUUCUAGUUCUUGCCAACAAAAGUGAUCUGCCAGGGGCCAUUGAUGUGAAUUCAAUAGCACAGGUACUCGAUCUCCAUUCCAUCAAAUCCCAUCACUGGAAGAUCUUUAGUUGCUGUGCACUUUCUGGUGAUCGACUGGUCCAAGCAAUGACAUGGUUAUGCGAUGAUGUUGGAAGUCGAUUAUUCAUACUUGAUUAAAAUUGUUAUCAAUCAAACUGCUUUGAUCUCAUUUCACACUGCUUGUAAAUAUAUAAAAAUUAUAGAUUUUAA
Messenger RNA from Caenorhabditis elegans, 627 nucleotides. It is a transcript of the gene evl-20, whose product is annotated as ADP-ribosylation factor-like protein 2. The record is from RefSeq and is marked reviewed. Gene Ontology annotation, cellular component: centrosome; plasma membrane; cytoplasm. Gene Ontology annotation, molecular function: GTPase activity; GTP binding. NCBI's taxonomy places the organism in Eukaryota, Metazoa, Nematoda, Chromadorea, Rhabditida, Rhabditidae. Bases 1 to 555 code for a protein of 184 amino acids. The transcript has 3 exons.